Cordyceps fumosorosea ARSEF 2679 is the source of this 342-nucleotide messenger RNA. RefSeq lists its product as hypothetical. The record is from RefSeq and is a predicted model, not a curated record. NCBI's taxonomy places the organism in Eukaryota, Fungi, Ascomycota, Sordariomycetes, Hypocreales, Cordycipitaceae. The coding region runs from base 1 to 342 and encodes 113 amino acids. The transcript is spliced from 2 exons.
AUGCUGCUCUUCCAGGCCACCACCGCUCUGCUCGCCGCCAACCUCCCCAUCACUGUCCACGCCCUCGUCCCGCGAGGGGCCAUCUGCACCGAGGGCUCCCAGCUCAUCUGCUACGACGACGACGACGAUGAGGCUACGUCGCCGACUACCUGCGGUGGCUCGGCAACUCCUCCGACGACGAUGAGGGGGCGCGAUUCUGGACGAUGCCGGCCGAGACCGCCGGCUGCGCGGGAGUGGACGCUGCCGGUGCCGGACGCCGGGCCGGUGCUGCCGCUGGCCAAGCACGUCAAGCCGUGGCUCGACUCGUCGGUGCUGUUCGCGGGACCUGGCGGCGGCGAUUGA